This is a messenger RNA of Xyrauchen texanus (razorback sucker), 480 nucleotides long. Its product is annotated as parathyroid hormone-related protein-like. The coding region runs from base 1 to 480 and encodes 159 amino acids. The transcript has 2 exons. Gene Ontology annotation, molecular function: hormone activity; peptide hormone receptor binding. The record is from RefSeq and is a predicted model, not a curated record. Lineage: Eukaryota; Metazoa; Chordata; Actinopteri; Cypriniformes; Catostomidae. Gene Ontology annotation, biological process: adenylate cyclase-activating G protein-coupled receptor signaling pathway; bone mineralization; osteoblast development. Gene Ontology annotation, cellular component: extracellular region.
AUGUUAAGGCUCUGGGGUUUUGUUGUGUUUCUGUUGACCGUCCCGAUACCGGUCCAAUCCAGACCCACUGACAAACUCGGCAACAGACAGAGACGUUCGGUAAGUCACGCUCAGAUGAUGCACGACCGCGGUCGAUCCCUGCAGGACAGGAAGAGGCGUUUUUGGAUACAGGGAAUCCUAGAGCAGGUGCACACGGUGCAGGUGUGGGACUCACCCGGUCAGAGCGAAGGAAGUGACCAGACCCUCCCCUGGUCUGUCGCCCAUCGACCCAAACACACUAGCAGCACCAAAAACUUUCCUAUGGGCUUUCAGUUGGAGAGUGUGGGGAUGAGAGACGACCUUCCUCAGGAGACCAGCAAGACCAUGAGAUAUGAGGAACAGCCAUUGAAAGGUGUGACGAAGAGGAAAAGGAAGAUGUGUUUGGGCAGAUGGAGAGAUCCAGACAGGAGGAGAGACUGGGGGUGUGGCUUCCAAAUAUAA